AUGGACCGUUCAUGCAAAGAGAACUUUACUGUUGAGGAGAUCCGUGGUUUGAUGGACAAAGUGACCAAUGUCCGCAACAUGUCCGUUAUUGCCCACGUUGACCACGGCAAAUCAACCUUGACUGACUCGCUGGUAUCCAAGGCUGGUAUCAUUUCCGCUGGUCGUGCAGGUGAAACGCGUUUUAUGGACACUCGCAAGGAUGAGCAAGAGCGUGGUAUCACCAUCAAGUCUACUGCUAUUUCCAUGUACUUCCAACUUGAACACGAGGAAGACAUCAAGGAAAUCAAGGGCCAAAAAGUGGACGGCCGUGAUUUCUUGAUCAACCUUAUUGACUCGCCUGGCCACGUCGACUUUUCAUCUGAGGUCACAGCUGCUCUUCGUGUUACUGAUGGUGCCCUUGUGGUUGUCGAUUGUAUUGAAGGUGUCUGUGUGCAAACUGAGACCGUGUUGCGUCAAGCUCUUGGUGAGCGUAUCAAGCCUGUCCUUGUCAUCAACAAGAUUGAUCGUGCUCUUCUUGAACUUCAACUUGAAAAGGAGGAGCUCUACAACGCCUUUGCACGUACCAUUGAAACAGCCAACGUCAUCAUUGCCACGUACUUUGAUGAAGCACUAGGUGAUGUGCAAGUGUAUCCUGAAAAGGGUACCGUUGCUUUUGCUUCUGGUUUGCAUGGCUGGGGCUUUACGUUGCGUCAAUUCGCAGUACGUUAUUCCAAAAAGUUUGGCGUUGACCAAGACAAGAUGAUGCAACGCCUAUGGGGUGAGAACUACUUCAACCCAAAGACCAAGAAAUGGUCCACCAAGGAUAAGGAUGCCGAUGGCAAGACGCUUGAACGUGCAUUCAACAUGUUUGUACUUGACCCCAUCUUCAAGAUCUUUGAGUCCAUCAUGAACUUCAAGAAAGAGCAAACAACCACUUUGCUUGACAAGUUGGGUAUCAAGUUGGCCAACGAUGAAGCGGAUCUUGAAGGCAAGCAACUCCUCAAGGUGGUCAUGCGCAAGUUUUUGCCUGCUGGUGAUGCUCUUCUUGAGAUGAUUUGUAUCCAUUUGCCAUCGCCUGUCACUGCUCAAAAGUACCGUGUGCCCAACCUUUAUGAAGGCCCCUUGGAUGAUGAAUGCGCUAUUGGUAUCCGUGAUUGUGACCCCAAUGCUCCUCUCAUGUUGUACGUCUCCAAGAUGGUACCUACUUCUGACAAGGGUCGUUUCUAUGCCUUUGGUCGUGUAUUUUCGGGUACCGUACGUGCUGGUCUCAAGGUGCGCAUUCAAGGCCCCAACUAUCAACCUGGUUCCAAGAAUGAUUUGUCCGUAAAAUCAAUUCAACGCACCGUGCUCAUGAUGGGCCGUAACAUUGAAGCCAUUGAUGAAUGCCCUGCUGGUAACAUUAUUGGCUUGGUGGGUGUUGACCAAUUCCUUGUCAAGUCCGGUACCAUUACCACCUCUGAAGUUGCACACAACAUGAAGGUCAUGAAGUUCUCUGUAUCCCCUGUUGUCCAAGUGGCGGUUGAAGUCAAGAAUGCCAAUGAUUUGCCAAAGUUGGUGGAGGGUCUCAAACGUUUAGCCAAAUCGGAUCCAUGUGUAUUGACCUACACGUCUGAUUCGGGUGAACACAUUGUUGCCGGUGCUGGUGAACUUCAUUUGGAAAUCAUCUUGAAGGAUCUUGAAGAAGACCAUGCUCAAGUCCCUAUUCGUACGGGUGAUCCUGUUGUCCAAUAUCGUGAAACUGUUACAGCUACAUCGUCGAUUGAUUGCUUGUCAAAGUCACCCAACAAGCAUAAUCGUAUCUUCAUGCGUGCAAUGCCAAUGGCUGAUGAGCUAUCGAAUGAUAUUGAAGCUGGCAAGAUUGGUCCCAAGGAUGAUUUCAAGUCGCGUGCACGUAUGUUGGCUGAAGAUUAUGGCUGGGAUGUCACUGAAGCACGUAAGAUUUGGUGCUUUGGUCCUGAAGCAACAGGUGCCAACAUUGUGGUCGAUACAACCAAGGCUGUUCAAUACCUAAAUGAAAUCAAGGAUUCAUGUGUGGCUGCUUUCCAAUGGGCUACCAAGGAAGGUCCUCUUGCUGAAGAAAACAUGCGUGGUUGUCGAUUCAACAUUCUCGAUGUCACUCUUCAUGCUGAUGCUAUCCAUCGUGGUGGUGGUCAAAUCAUUCCUACUUUCCGCCGUGUGGUUUAUGCUUCCAUGUUAACGGCUUCACCUGGUCUUCAAGAGCCAGUGUAUUUGGUUGAAGUACAAUGCCCAGAGAAUGCACUUGGUGGUAUUUACUCGGUGCUCAAUCGCCGUCGUGGUGUGGUCUUCUCUGAAGAACAACGUCCUGGUACACCCAUGAUGACUAUCAAGGCCCACAUGCCAGUCAACGAAUCAUUCGGCUUUACCCCCGAUUUGCGUGCUGCCACUGGUGGUCAAGCAUUCCCUCAAGCUGUCUUUGAUCACUGGCAGGCAAUGUCUGGUGACCCAAUGACAGCCGGCAACAAGGUUUAUGACAUUGUUCGCAAUGUACGCAGAAGAAAGGGUCUCGCUGAGGAUAUCCCAGGCCUUGACAAGUACUAUGACAAGAUGUAA
Molecule: messenger RNA, 2550 nt
Organism: Lichtheimia ornata
Lineage: Eukaryota; Fungi; Mucoromycota; Mucoromycetes; Mucorales; Lichtheimiaceae
Product: elongation factor 2
Exons: 5
Coding region: 1-2550 (849 amino acids)
Biological process (GO): translational elongation
Cellular component (GO): cytosol; ribonucleoprotein complex
Molecular function (GO): GTP binding; translation elongation factor activity; ribosome binding
Source: RefSeq, a predicted model, not a curated record